Molecule: messenger RNA, 5055 nt
Organism: Bufo gargarizans (Asiatic toad)
Lineage: Eukaryota; Metazoa; Chordata; Amphibia; Anura; Bufonidae
Gene: SEC14L1
Product: SEC14 like lipid binding 1
Exons: 18
Coding region: 241-2622 (793 amino acids)
Biological process (GO): negative regulation of RIG-I signaling pathway
Cellular component (GO): cytosol; cytoplasm
Molecular function (GO): RIG-I binding
Source: RefSeq, a predicted model, not a curated record
AUUAUAAUCAUUGACGUCACGCCGUGUCUUCUUGACGCAGGCGCGGUCCUGAGCGAUCGGUGGCCGGUAGCACAGCAGGACCAGAGCCCGGCCGGGCGGAUACGGAGCCGCUGCAGCAGCUUCAAGAUGUGUUACGUGAAGCCUGCACUUUCUAGAUCUCUGCGCGACUCCUCCAUAUAGUCCAGAACUCUCCUGUUUCUUUAUUUUUAGGUGUCAUACUUUCCACAAGACCAAGGCACCAUGGUGCAGAAAUACCAGUCACCCGUCCGGGUGUAUAAACACGGCUUUGAGUUAAUUAUGGCGGCCUAUGAGCGUCGCUUCCCUACAUGUCAUCUCAUUCCAAUGUUUGUGGGUAGUGAUAUCAUGAACGAGUUUCUCAGUGAAGAUGGAGCCGUGCAUGUGGUGGAGAGACGUUGCAAACUGGAUGUUGAUGCUCCCCGACUCCUUAAAAAGAUUGCGGGUGUGGACUAUGUCUACUUUAUCCAGAAAAAUUCUCUAAACAGACGAGACCGCACUCUGCACAUAGAAGCUUACAACGAGACCUUUGCUAGCCGUAUUGUAAUCCACGAGUGUUGCUGUUACACUGUACACCCUGACAAUGACGACUGGACCUGCUUCGAGCAGUCUGCUAGCCUGGACAUCAAAUCCUUCUUUGGUUUUGAGAGCACAGUAGAGAAGAUUGCCAUGAAACAGUACACCAGCAAUAUCAAAAAGGGUAAAGAAAUCAUAGAGUAUUACGUGAAGCAAAUGGAGGAAGAGGGCAUUACGCAGCUUCCUCGAUGGACUCCUGCCCCCAAGCAGCCGCAAGAGUGUCCGACAUCUACCUCAACUCAUUCUGUGUCUCCUGCUGUAAAUAUACCUACCAUAACUUGUACUGAUGGACAUAGUGGCAGAGACUGUCCUCCCACAUCAUCCAGUCCUCCGGAGGCACUAAGCAGCACUCCAGAUGAUAAGUUGGACGCAGACUACAUCAAGCGUUAUCUGGGUGACCUCACCCCGUUACAGGAGAGCUGCCUCAUCCGUCUCCGACAGUGGCUGCAAGAAACUCAUAAGGGCAAAAUUCCCAAAGAUGAGCACAUCCUGAGGUUUCUGCGGGCACGGGACUUCAACAUUGAUAAAUCCAGAGAAAUCUUGUGCCAAUCGCUCACCUGGCGAAAACAGCAUCAAGUAGACUACCUGCUGAACACGUGGAACCCGCCCCAGGUCCUGCAUGAUUAUUAUGCUGGCGGCUGGCACCACCAUGACAAAGAUGGUCGUCCUUUGUAUGUUCUAAGGCUUGGACAGAUGGACACAAAGGGUUUGGUCAGAGCCCUUGGUGAAGAGUCCCUCCUUAGACAUGUGCUAUCCAUCAACGAGGAAGGCCUGAGACGAUGUGAAGAAAACACCAAUAUCUUUGGGAGACCCAUCAGCUCCUGGACGUGUUUGGUCGAUUUGGAGGGGCUCAAUAUGAGGCAUUUGUGGAGACCAGGUGUCAAAGCCUUGCUGCGGAUCAUUGAAGUUGUGGAAGCCAAUUAUCCGGAGACACUGGGACGACUGUUGAUAUUGAGAGCUCCUAGAGUGUUUCCAGUCCUAUGGACACUGGUUAGUCCCUUCAUAGAUGAGAAUACUAGAAAGAAAUUCCUCAUUUACGCUGGCAAUGAUUAUCAAGGUCCUGGAGGGUUAAUAGAUUAUAUUGACAAAGAAAUAAUUCCUGAUUUCCUUGGUGGAGAAUGUUUGUGUGAAGUCUCAGAAGGUGGGCUGGUCCCCAAAGCCCUUUACAGGACUCCAGAGGAACUCGAAAGUGAGGAUAUCCGACUGUGGACAGAGACCAUUUACCAGUCAGCCAGUGUCUUUAAAGGUGCACCACAUGAGAUAUUAAUCCAGAUAGUAGAUGCCUCUUCUGUCAUCACCUGGGACUUUGAUGUGUGUAAAGGAGACAUCAUUUUUAACAUCUACCACUCGAAGAGGUCACCACAGGUUCCCAAACGAGAUACUCUCGGGGCUCAUGGUAUUACAUCACCUGUGUGCAACAAUGUCCAGUUGAUUGAUAAGGCUUGGCAACUGGGAAGAGAUUACAGCAUGGUAGAGUCCCCACUGAACUGCAAGGAGGGAGAGAGUGUACAGGGUUCUCAUGUGACCCGCUGGCCGGGUUUCUACAUCCUGCAAUGGAAAUUUCAUAGCAUGCCAGCGUGUGCCACCAGCAGCCUCCCACGUGUGGAUGAUGUUCUUGCCUCCUUACAAGUGUCUUCACACAAGUGCAAAGUCAUGUACUACACAGAGAUCAUUGGCUCUGACGAUUUCAGGGGCUCAAUGACCAGCCUGGAAUCAAGUCAUAGUGGUUUCUCACAACUCAGUGCGGCCACCACCUCUUCUAGCCAGUCUCACUCCAGUUCCAUGGUGUCCAGAGAGCCCCUCCCUCUGUCUGACUCCGUGCUCCCCUCUUUCACUCAUCCCCAAGACCUGAAGUCCAAUCCGGAUGGGCUCCUGCGCCUCUCCCCAUCAUUCUGGGGACAGCACUUUUCCACUCUCUACACCCUCAGACCCCCAGUCUUCCUGCGUUGGCCCCCUUCUUGGCGCCUCCCAUUCAUCCGAGAGGCUGUGGGAACUGCUGCCAUCGAACCAGAGGCCUCCGACUCUACCUGAGGGUGUGAAUGACAUUUUUAGGGAUUUGCAGAGUUUGCGUUCUGGCUUUCAACUCCUUACCUGAUUCAUGCAAGGCAAAAAGAAAAGUCUUGGAAAAAAUGUAUGUUGCACUCUUACAGAGGAGUUGGCAUGUACUGCUCACACAAAUGCUUCACCAUAUCCUCUGAUGUUUAAUACAGAGCUGUGAUAUUCUUACGCAAUAGGCACACAAUAUCAUUUCCACCGGCUGGAAAGAUUGGAGCAGCAAAUGAACUUUCAUCCUCAUUGACUUAUCCAAGAAUAUAGGUGGCCAUUGCAAAGGAUCUGGUGUGUGCUACAGUGGGGUUUGUAGAAUUACUUUAAAACUUGGCGCUAUUGGUUUCAAAGCACUUUCACAGUUCUUGGGGUUGGUUUGCUUCACAAUCAGUAAGUUGUUAAUGGUUUUUCUUCAGCCGUUUUUUCCAGCUAAACAAGACAAUGAACAUUGCCUCUCCCUUGAAGAAUAGAGUGCCCUAGGAUAGGUAUGCCAUAUACAUCUGUGUAGGCAGCCAUUUUUUAGGCCUUGCAUGAACUAACAGAUGAUCACAACGCUCGUCUUUUAGCCGAUUGCAUAGAUUGAAAUAACAUCUGCAAUCUGGUCCAGCUGAUGGACCACCAGGGUGAUGCCAUAUGCUUGCAAAGCAAGAUCCUAAUGAAUGUUUUAGCAACGUUUAAAUCGGAUAUCAUGUUAAGUAGAUUAGCAAAUUUACUUUCAGCAUUUCUCAGUCUUCAUGUCACUGAAAGAUGGCCACCGCUACUUGAAAAUGAACUGCUGUAGCAGCUUUUUUUAAAGGGGCCGUCCGCUUUGGACAAUCCCUGCCUCUAAGAAGAAUCCCUUGACAAUAAGCAGAUUGCAAAAUGCAAUUCCUUGGAGCCUGACAUUCAGUUGAAAUCUGGUAUCUCCCAGUUGUGAAUUGUAUUCAUAAGUUUCCUGGGGAAUAAGCAAAGGGGCUUCUGUAUUGUUUUAUGGGAAAUGCAAGUAUUUACUACAUGGCAUGAUCGGGAGACCCUAUGUUUCCGACUUAAACAUGUAUUCUUAAACCGUUAGUCCCAUCUGGUCUAUGGCCAGGAUAUUUCAUAAAUGUCUGGAUAGUUGCGGAUACCAACUGGGUCAAGAACUAGACUCAUCCAUGCAACACAGGGAAAGGAAAGGUGGCUGCGCAUGCGCAGCUAUCUCUAUUCACUUUGGGAGUUCUGAAAAUGGCCGAGUAGGCAUGCUUGGCUACUUUCCGGACUCCCAUAGAAGUGAAUUGAUAUAGCCACCGCAGUUCACAUCGUGCAAGACGGGUCAACCAUUGUUGAGCUAGGUGGGACCUGCACCUAUCGGACAUUUGUGGCAUGUCAUGUGAAUGGGCCAUAAAUGUCCAGGUGGGAAUACCCCUUUUAAAGACAAAAAAAAUAGCUUUUUAACAUUGUCGGUUAAAGACAAUUUAAGGACUUGCAAUUGUAAGUAGCCACAAAAAGAUAUAUAUGUAUAGUCUUAUUAGUAUUCUGCCCCUUUACCAAAGAAGGUUAAUCUCCGCAUGUACUGAUCUAGUUAGCUAAGGUAUAUAUUAUUCAAUACUGUUGCAGUUAGAACAAUGUCCUGAUCCGACCCCCUCCCCUCCUGAUUCUAGUUUUUAGAUGGCUAUAUUUCUACUUUAAUUCGGCUGACAGUAAGUGACACUCCAGCCUUGAGAAAAUGGUGUAAGUUUGCACAAUAGUCUUUAUGCCAGUUGGGCAUCAGUCCUGAAAGGAUCGAUCUUCUUUUACAGGUUUUCCUAGAGACUGGUCUUGUCUUGCAGUUGUUAUGGUGUGUGUGCGCGUGCGGUAUAUGGGAUGGGUUAAGAUAAUGCACAACAAUUCCACAUUUUGUACCAUGGAUAAUCACAGAACAUAGACCCUGGUAUGAAUGUUAUUCAGAAUGAAAACCCUUCACCUGCCUUUAUUUCCCCCUGUUUGCAUUGUGAGGAUUUCCCUAAUAUCCUGGAAAUAAGGGCUUAUUUCUCAGAUGACGGGGCUGUGCCUUGUUCACUGGGUACUGUGUAGACCCCCCCCACCCACCUCUUUGCACUUUCUUUUCAUUCCACUAGGCAUUAAAUAUUUGAAGAACUGUACACGGGCUAGGAUCGAAGCCUAGCAUUUUUAGGGUUUAUUUGGUCCUUUCAGGCCAGUGAAGCCCUUCUAUCUAAUGUUGUGCUUUGAAAAUUGUGUUCUUUCUAUUUGGCUAUAUGCUUUUUCUUCUUGACUUAUGCAUAUCACUUGUAAAAAAGAUUUUCUCUUUGAGAAGGGUGUGAAUGUGAGUGUGUAACCAUAGUUCAUUUUAAUGAGACAACAUGACCUCAAGCUCGGUUCUAAUGAUUAAUUUAACAUACAGGUAGCUUUUCAAAGCUUUUAUAAUUGUUAACUAUAAUAAACUUGGAAGCUGUGUAAUAA